Molecule: messenger RNA, 770 nt
Organism: Drosophila biarmipes
Lineage: Eukaryota; Metazoa; Arthropoda; Insecta; Diptera; Drosophilidae
Gene: Npc2f
Exons: 4
Coding region: 215-727 (170 amino acids)
Biological process (GO): intracellular cholesterol transport
Source: RefSeq, a predicted model, not a curated record
GUGGCACUCACUAUUCCCGGUGUCAGUCACCUGUUAGCCAGCAAGCCAAUCGUAUCGCCAAAGAAAACGUUCCCAGCCCGUGAUCCUCAUUAUCGAACCCCUUUUGUUAUUGUUAUUGACAUUGGCAAGCUGUUUGCACAUUUACGCGAAACGCGUUUGCCCGAUAUUCUAAUCGAAUCGCGAAUCGAGAUCUCAAAGAUUUGAUUAACAAGCCAUGCAAGGCGCCUUCAUGGAGUACUACCUAAAAAUACUCCUGUUCAUUUGCGCUGCUCAGCAAAUUGCCGGUGGAACGCUCAAAACCACCCGCGAUGCGGCCUACAAAAAAUACCUGUCCCUAAGAUCUCUGCCCUUCGAAGACUGCGGUUCUUUGUACCAGGUCAGCUACCUGGACAUCGAGAGCUGUACGUCGCUGCCUUGCUCCAUGGCCCGCAACGCCACCAUUAAGGUUACUGUGCGCUUCGAUGAUAAUGGCAAUGGCGUUAGCUUUCUUAAACAUGAGGUCCGAUGGGUGUUCAACUACAUCAAGACCCAGGCGGCCAUAACUCCCGAUCCUUGUGAUGGGGAUCAUGGUUGCAUAGAAAGUGCGAGCGAUGGCAAGGCGUACUGGGCCAAUGUCUUUGUAAAUGAAACUCUUCCGGUGAUGAAAGGCAGCAUGCUGUGGGAAUCCAAGGAUGCAAGCGAUCAGAACCUAAUCUGCUUCCAGGUUCCCGUUGUAAUCACAGUGUAAAUGUGUAAUCACGAAAAUAAAGUAAUUGGUGCAUGCAAAUCAA